This is a messenger RNA of Vigna radiata var. radiata (mung bean), 1565 nucleotides long. Its product is annotated as sugar transport protein 10-like. The transcript has 3 exons. NCBI's taxonomy places the organism in Eukaryota, Viridiplantae, Streptophyta, Magnoliopsida, Fabales, Fabaceae. The record is from RefSeq and is a predicted model, not a curated record. Bases 27 to 1565 code for a protein of 512 amino acids. Gene Ontology annotation, biological process: monosaccharide transmembrane transport. Gene Ontology annotation, molecular function: monosaccharide transmembrane transporter activity. Gene Ontology annotation, cellular component: membrane.
UCAUUUAAAAUAUAACAUUUUUAAAGAUGGCAGGUGGGACAUUUGUUAAUUCAGAAAAUUCAAGACAAUAUGAAAGCAAGAUUACACUAUUUGUGUUGGUCACAUGUUUUGUAGCUGCCAUGGGUGGUUUACUCUUUGGUUAUGACCUUGGAAUUACAGGAGGAGUGACUUCUAUGGAACCAUUCUUAAUAAAAUUCUUUCCAAGUGUUUAUAAACAAAUGAAAGAUGAUUCUAAUCAUGAAAGUCAAUAUUGUAAAUUUGACAAUGAACUCCUUACUUUGUUCACCUCUUCUUUAUAUCUUGCUGCAUUAGUAGCUUCCUUUUUUGCUUCCACCACAACAAGAAUGAUGGGACGCAAGACCUCAAUGUUUGCAGGUGGAUUAUUCUUCCUUGUUGGUGCAUUGUUGAAUGGUUUUGCCAUCAAUAUUGAAAUGCUCAUCAUAGGUCGUUUACUACUUGGUUUUGGUGUAGGAUAUUGUAAUCAGUCUGUACCUGUGUAUUUGUCUGAAAUGGCUCCAACAUCAAUAAGAGGUGCACUUAACAUUGGAUUUCAAAUGAUGAUCACGAUUGGCAUCUUGGUUGCAAACCUUAUUAAUUAUGGCACUGCCAAACUAGAAUAUGGUUGGAGAAUUUCUUUAGGUGUUGGUGCAGUUCCUGCAAUCAUNUUAUGUGUAGGAUCUCUUUUCUUAGGUGACACUCCUAACUCCUUAAUUGAAAGAGGUAAAAAAGAAGCUGCUAAGAAAAUGUUGCAAAAGAUUCGUGGAAUGGACAAUGUUGAAGAGGAGUUCCAAGACCUCAUUGAUGCAGCUGAAGCAGCUAAAAAUGUGGAACAUCCGUGGAAGAACAUCACAAAACCAAAAUACAGACCUCAAUUGAUUUUUUGCUCUCUCAUUCCAUUUUUCCAACAAUUCACUGGCAUCAAUGUUAUCAUGUUCUAUGCACCUGUCCUCUUUAAAACUUUAGGCUUUGGUAAUGAUACUUCUCUUAUGUCUUCUGUUAUCACUGGAGGUGUUAAUGUGGUUGCCACUAUUGUUUCCAUUUUCUCUGUGGACAAGUUUGGAAGAAGGAUAUUAUUCCUUGAAGGUGGAAUUCAAAUGCUUAUUUGUCAGCUUGCUGUUGGAAUUAUGAUUGCUCUAAAAUUUGGAGUGAGUGGUGAAGGUUAUUUUACCAAUGGAGAAGCCGGUCUUCUUUUAUUCUUUAUAUGUGCAUAUGUUGCAGCAUAUGCAUGGUCUUGGGGACCACUAGGGUGGUUGGUUCCUAGUGAAAUAUGUUCUCUUGAGGUUCGAUCUGCUGGACAAAGCACCAAUGUUGCUAUAAACAUGUUAUUUACCUUUGUCAUUGCUCAAGUCUUCCUAACCAUGCUUUGUCACUUAAAGUUUGGUCUUUUCUUCUUCUUUGCUGGAUUUGUGCUUAUCAUGACCAUUUUUGUUGUCUUGUUCUUGCCUGAGACAAAAAAUGUUCAAAUUGAAGAAAUGAGUAGAAUUUGGAAAUCACAUUGGUUUUGGAGGAAAUUUAUUCAAGAGAACGUAGUCAUUAUUGAACAUCCUCCUAUAACUACAAUUUAA